GUAUUCCAAAAGCUGAUGCAGAUUGCAAAUAGUUCAAUGUUAUAGUGUAGAACAAAUAGUUUACAUGUGACUGAUCAAGGAAAGGCUAAUAAUAUCAAUGUUACAAGAUUGAUUUUAAUUGGUAUGAAGUCAAUCAUUAACAUUUCAAAAAAUUCGUGGAACAAGAAAAGAGAAUUCAAUGCGUCUAGAAAUGGAAUGGUGGAGGACUCGCAUGAAGUUUGGCAGGUCUCAAAAGAUGUUGCAAAAGAAAGAGAAGUUUCAUUAAGAACUUUUAACAAAAAGGAUGAUGGUUAUGCAUGGAUGAUUGUGUUAUGCUCUUUUAUGGCCCAUGUCUUCAUAGCUGGAAUCAUCUACACAGUUGGAGUGACAUUUGUCAUAUUUCUAGAUGAAUUUAAAGCUUCUGCAGGAAUGACAGCUUGGGUUGGAUCAUUAUGCAGAGCUUGUAUGAAUUUCAUAGCUCCAGUAGGCAGUAUGUUGACCAACAAAUAUGGCAGCAGGCCUGUAGUUAUCUUGGGUGGUGUUAUAUCUGCAAUUGGUCUUGGAACAAGUGCAUUUGCCACUAA
Molecule: messenger RNA, 563 nt
Organism: Owenia fusiformis
Lineage: Eukaryota; Metazoa; Annelida; Polychaeta; Sabellida; Oweniidae
Source: the annotation of a GenBank genome assembly